Molecule: messenger RNA, 3906 nt
Organism: Aspergillus terreus NIH2624
Lineage: Eukaryota; Fungi; Ascomycota; Eurotiomycetes; Eurotiales; Aspergillaceae
Exons: 6
Coding region: 1-3906 (1301 amino acids)
Biological process (GO): carbohydrate metabolic process
Molecular function (GO): chitin binding; hydrolase activity, hydrolyzing O-glycosyl compounds
Source: RefSeq, a predicted model, not a curated record
AUGAAGCCGAAUAUCAAGACACUCUCAAUUUCCUAUCUCACUUUUCUUUCUCUCAGUACUUUUCCGACUCCCACAGAUGCCUCCGCCAGUGGUGCUCUGGGGCUCGUCGCACCCAUGGGGGAUUUGAGAACCGAAGACCCUAUCGCAUCCGCUCUCGUUCAUGGAUGCCCCCAAUCAUGUACUACUCUAGGGUCCGACCCUGCGAAAUGGACCCAGAUCCACGACCUAAACAUCCUUGAGCGGUGCAAGGGAUCGACUCUGUUCGCCUUCAACAUUCAGAACGAGCUGGAUGUUAAUACACCCAUGGUCUCUUGUUCAUUUCUCGAGGAGUAUCCCAAGCGUGUGUUGCCAAAGGUAGCACAGGCCACUUGGGAAAAAAUAAACACAGAAGACAUUGACGCUGUGAGCGAGCAUAUAAUGGGCUCUGGAAGCUGCGGCGCCACCGUAAGCCCCAUGGAGGUGGUUCUUCAAUCUGGCAAUGUUGGAGACCUGGGCUCAGGAUCUAACUUUACCAACAAUGCCGUCGCUGCUGUGAAGAAUUUGGCCUCUUACAUGGCUGAUGCUUCAUCUUGCGGGACAACUAUUCUCUUUUCUAAGAAAGAAGACUCCGUGGCUGCGCUGUACGCUGGUGCAGAUGUUUUGCACACAGAUGUGGGCGACACGCUUGAUCAUUUUGGGCUAGUACGUCCACAUGAAAUCAACUUCCACCCUUCCUUCCUCUUUAUCGCCCUGCGGUACAUCCCCACCAAUGAGGUUGAACAGGGAGCCCGAGCUGUUCAGGUUUGCGAUGCAAACUCGGAAAGGGCUAGAACAAUUGGCCUGUUUGUUGCUCGGUCUGUCGACGGCCUUGGUGACGCUCAACGGGCUCUCCAGACCUGGGCUAGCGGUGAAUGCAUCUCCCUUGCGAACUUGAAGACAUCAGAAACCAGCAUACGUUCCUUGGAAGCCACCAACAAAACCAAGCGCUCCUCUCCGUUCUCCCUCUUUUCCAGUCUUCUCACUCUCCGCGCCGAAUGUAGGGCCAUCCAAGUUGCUUCAGGCGAUAGCUGUGGUGCGCUCGCUAGUCGCUGCGGCAUCACCAGUGCCGACUUCAACAAGUACAACCGCAAAAGGAACCUCUGCGCAACCCUCAAACCAAAGCAGUAUGUCUGCUGCUCAUUGGGCUCCCUACCAGACAUCAAACCAAAGCCUCAAGCCGACGGCACAUGCGCCACCUACACGGUCCAAGACAACGACAACUGCAAGGACAUCGCUGCGCAAUAUGGUCUGACCACGAAGGACAUCGAAACCUUCAACAAAGCCACAUGGGGCUGGGCUGGCUGCUCCCGUUUACAAAGGGACCAAGUCAUCUGCACGAGCAAAGGUAAUACUCCCAUGCCCGCCGCGAUCAGCAAUGCUGUGUGUGGGCUUCAGACACCUGGGACAAAAAAGCCAAAGGGAGAUUUUACGGGCUUCAAUCUCACCAAGCUGAAUCCUUGCCCUUUGAACGCCUGCUGCUCUGGUUGGGGUUUCUGUGGCACGACAAUGGAGUUUUGUACAGAGUCCCCCGCUGAUACUGGCGCUCCUGGAGCAUUCAAAUCUGGCAUGAACGGUUGUAUUUCCAACUGCGGAACAAACAUCAUGAAUAAUAACGAGAAACCAAAGUUCUUCCGCCGUGUCACAUACUACGAAGCAUAUAACAUGGACCGUGAUUGUCUGAAUAUGGAUGUCAGAGAGAUCAACGACGACGACCUGACCCAUGUCCAUUUCGCCUUCGCAGGCCUAACCAGCAACAUCGAAAUUAUGUUUGAUGAUUCAUAUAAGGACCAAUUUGGUGCCUUCAUUGAAAUGCAUGCUCCGUGGAAGAAAAUCCUCUCGUUUGGUGGGUGGGCCGAAUCGACCGACGCAGCGACAUUCCAGCGGUACAAGGACGUUGUCAAGCCAGAGAACCGUGAAAGAUUUGCUAAUAACGUCGUUGCCUUCGUCAACAAGCACAAGCUAGACGGCAUCGAUUUCGACUGGGAGUACCCUGGUGCAACCGAUAUUCCUGGAGUCCCAGGCGGCCAAGGCGAGACAGACCACUACCUUAACUUCUUAAAGCUGAUGCGGGAAAAGCUGGGCGAUAAGUCUCUAUCUAUCGCCUUACCAGCAUCUUACUGGUAUCUUAAACCAUUUCCUGUUGAGAAGAUGGCAAAGUACCUUGACUACUUCAUCUACAUGACAUAUGACCUCCAUGGCCAGUGGGACUUUGGUAACAAAAAUGCAAGCCCCGGGUGCGCGAAUGGAAACUGUCUUCGUUCCCAUGUCAACAAAACCGAGACACACGACGCCCUGGCAAUGAUUACCAAGGCCGGGGUGCCUGCCAACCAGGUCGUCGUGGGCGUCUCAAGCUACGGUCGUAGCUUCGGUAUGGCUGAUCCCAACUGCACCGGCCCCAUGUGCAAGUUCACCGGGAGCUUCAACUGCACCAACACCAGCGGUUACAUUUCAAACGCAGAGCUCAUGCUUCUCAGUGACAAUGCAUUACUGGGUUAUGAUGGCUACCACGCUAGGUCAUGGCACGACGAUGACAGCGACUCGGACAUUAUGGUUUACGGCGAGGACGAGCAUGCGCAUAGCUGGGUGGCUUAUAUGAGUGAGGAUACUAAAGCCGGUCGUAUUGAAUGGGUGAAGGGUCUUAACUUUGGUGGAGUGUCCGACUGGGCCAUUGACCUUGGCGACUGGUAUGAUGGGGUGGAUCCGGAUGAUCACAGUUCGAGUGCCUUGUUGGCAGGCGGUAGGACAUUCGACGGUUGCCCAUCAAAUAAUUGGCCUGACACUCUGGACGAACUGAAUGAUAAUCUGGAUAAGAUCGCCGUCGACUGUGGAUCACAGGCUGUGGUUCAUGUGCUGCUCAUGCAAGUCAACGAUGCAGUCUCCAACUACAAGGCUAUUUCUUCCGGCGACUACGAUGAAAAGUUCAAAUACUACGCCAAAUGGAUCAGAGACGGAAUCAACGACUCCCUUGACAAAUUUAUGCGUCAAAACGGCUCUAAACACAUGGAUUGCGAGUGGAAGGAUGCUGGUGUGAGCGGUUCUGGGCCAUGCACUGAAAUGAAGCGCGGAUCACUCAACGGAAAUCAGUAUGUGACUUGGAAGAUGCGGGACGAAGAUGGCUUCUAUAAGGACCUGUUGGCAGACUACGGCAUCCAAAAGGAUUGGAUCCAGUGGAAGGGCAGCGUCCAGAAGGUGCUGCCCUGCAAUUGCCCGCAGGUUGGCGAAAAUUGUCUCAUGUGCAGCCCUGGCGUUCAAUACGGAGAGAUUUACUACAACUACCCCUGCCGCAAGGACAACGACGACGACAUCGCAGUGCCGAAUCCAAAGACAAUAAUCGACAGUUCUAUCCCAAAUAUAACGUCUCUCUCGAGCGUAAUGCUAUCUAGCUAUUUCGAUAUGCGGACGUUCACCCUUGAUGCAGACUAUGGUGAUGUCGCAACGUCCUUCAGCAUGCCAGUUUUUAUGUUACAAGACGCCACGGAACAAAUGAAAACAAUCAAGAAAAUCGGAGCCGAGGUCGAAGCUGCCGAGAAGAAGCAGCUCAUUAUGGGAAUUCUCACUAUCGUGUUUAUGGUCAUUCCUUUCGCUGGCGACGCUGCUGCUGCCUUAGGUGGUGCCGCUGCCAUUGCGCGUAUGGCGUUAGUCAUUGGUGAAGCCGGGAACGCAGCACUUAGUAUCGCGGAUAUGAUUGAUGACCCAUCUUCUGCUCCCUUCGCGAUCGUCGGUUUGCUGCUUGGAGCCGGGACUGCGGGACGGCCGACAAGAAGCGCUUUUAAGCAGGCGGCUGAUGCACGCAGAGCGCUGUCUGCUGAUAAGCUAAUGCUUUUCAGCGACACCUUCCGGCGCAAGGAUAGUAUUGUGCAGAAUAUUGUGAAGAGGUGUGCUGGUUAG